Messenger RNA from Salarias fasciatus (jewelled blenny), 3214 nucleotides. RefSeq names its product ubiquitin conjugating enzyme E2 D4 (gene ube2d4). The record is from RefSeq and is a predicted model, not a curated record. The coding region runs from base 268 to 711 and encodes 147 amino acids. The transcript is spliced from 7 exons. Lineage: Eukaryota; Metazoa; Chordata; Actinopteri; Blenniiformes; Blenniidae.
CUCGCGAUAUUUCCAAAUCCCGUCUGCCAGGCACCGAGAGGAGUGCGGAUGAGAGGAGAGAGGCAGCAGAAGAAAGACCAACAAAUAGCGCAUUACCGGUAGAUCUGUAGUGCUAGAAUUCAAAAUCCCCAAGUCUGCUACAUGCUAGUCGUGAUUUCCUGAGUAAACGUGAAGUGAGGGUGGAGAGCACGCGGCCACAGAAGCUGAAUUGUAUGUGUGAAGCGCUAACACUUAGCUGACAGGCUACCUAGCAUAGCCAUUGGAGCAAUGGCGUUGAAAAGAAUUCAGAAGGAGCUGUCAGACCUGCAGAGGGACCCUCCUGCUCAGUGCUCUGCUGGACCAGUCGGAGAAGAUUUGUUUCACUGGCAGGCCACGAUAAUGGGUCCGAGUGACAGCCCUUAUCAGAGUGGAGUGUUUUUCCUCACCAUUCACUUCCCUACAGAUUACCCCUUCAAACCACCCAAAGUUGCGUUCACAACAAAAAUUUACCACCCUAAUAUCAACAGCAAUGGGAGUAUUUGUCUGGACAUCCUGAGAUCGCAAUGGUCCCCCGCACUUACAGUAUCUAAAGUAUUAUUGUCUAUUUGCUCUCUCCUUUGUGAUCCAAACCCGGACGACCCACUGGUACCAGAGAUCGCGCAUACGUACAAGGCUGAUCGGGAAAAGUACAACAAAUUGGCGAGGGAAUGGACACAGAAGUAUGCAAUGUGAGGAAAUCAGGAAGCUUGAAAAUACACACAAGAACAAAAGAAACAAAUGAUUUGUAACUUGAGGCAAAUGAGCAACCGCGGAUAAAACAAUAACGAAUCAACAGCCCAUGUUUGGAGGAGGAAGCGAUACGAUGAGGUACAGUGCCAUUUGGCUUUCCGUGUGCUGAACUGCUACCGUGUGCUUUCCUUCAUGACCUGUAUGGAUCUGUUGAGCAGGACCUGAUGGACUCCUUAAAGCACUCCCAUAAGGAAUACCGGAACCUUUUCACAGUCCCACUACUCAGACUUCAAACUGUUACUCCUGCUCUUGAGAUCAUCACCUUCGUUGUUGCAACUAAUGCAUACUUUUUCUUUGUCAAUGAGUCAUAUCAUGCUACUCAGAAGCAUCAUGUUGGAUUCAUUUAGGAGAUAUAUUCUCCUUUCAUUUCAGAGGUACUGUCUGUGUCCCACUGGAAGUCUUGUUAUUACUGUAUUUCCAUGAAUUUAGUGGCCUUUCUGUGUUUUUUUUUUUUUUUCUUCUUCUUCUUCUUCAAACGGUAUAUGUGCAAUUGAGACAGAAUGUUCUUUGUAGAACAGAAAAAGGUGCAGUGCCACAACCAGCAGCUCAUCAUCUGUUGGCACAUAACUGUCUCUACCCCGAAACAAUGUGAAAACCGGGAAAGCAGGAUCGGUCUCCCAUCAUCCACUGCGUUUCAAAUUGUAUCAGUAUUAAAUGGGUUUGACGACACUGGAACGCUGCUGUUUACAACCAGCGCGCCCACGCUCGCCGUGGAGCUCCAGAGGGGGAAUGUUCACAGCCAUUUUUCUCACACAUGCUGUCAUUGCCCCCCCCCCCCCCCCCCCCUCCCCACUUCCUGUUACUAUCCAUCAAUGUAUGAUGCCCAGAAUGCACAAAUGACUGCUGUUGACUUGUUGCUUGUGUUAUGUGGAUAUCAACAUAGCUCCUCUCUGGCGUGCAGCUCAGCUGUGUGCCGCCUCCUCAGUACAGUUACUCAGGUAUCCGAACACAUCAUCAGCCUUCACAUGCAGUGACCCAUGGUGAGAAAAAUUACUACAGCCCCAGAAAUCCCACUUCUUAAAACAGUACAAGGCUUCAUUCCUUGGUUUGUUUACUUAAAAACAAUAUUUUAUGCUCGAUUAGAGGCUCCAAAGGCAGAGAUGGGCCCUGAUCAGCCCUCCACAGUUUUCCCACACUUUUUUAUUUGAACACUAGUAUGUGAACAGCUUUUAACCAGGAGAACAAACUGUUAAAAACGUUUGCGCUUCUGCUCAAUUAGGAAAGCAGUGGCCUUUGGUCACCGCAGGCAUCCCUCGUGCUGAAAAUGGGAACUUGAAGAGACUUGGCAUUUUUUCAGAUCCCAGUCCUUUGAGGUCAUGUGCAUCUAGUUACUCGAGGUGAAUAAGUACAGUAACUUGCCAUGACAGUUUAUUUUAAUGUUAUAAUAUUGACGCCUCACAUUUAUUUAUCUCCAUGAUCAGGUCUGCAAGUUUUUGUGUUUUGUUUUUGGAUGAAUCAUCGACACUGACAGUAAAGGAUUUUGUCUGAGUGAUACAUUUGUGACUUUUUGUAUUGUAUCUUCAAAAGCUUUAGUUUUAGGCAUUUUGUUUUCAUUCGUUUCACAAGAACUGAACAUGAUUGUGAUGUGUCAUGAUGUAAUAGUUUUAAUAUAAUCCAUUGUAACUGUUGGAUAACGUAGGUAGGAAAAGUUGAUUUUUCAAAAAAAAGUUGUGGCUCAAUGUGCUGAUGCUGCCAAUAUAAAGGGAAAUAUUGAAUAUUAAAAUGGGGACGAAAUUUCACUAUCGAGGCAUUUUUGAAUGGACUCAUCCAGGAAAACAUGUAGCUAAGCAUGAUGAAUUUAUAAGCUUUGAUUGUAGAAUUAACACCACAGUUUAGGCAAAUAAUAUAGACUUUCAUCAUUGUUAGCUGCUGUAGAGAAAAUUGUCAAAACAAGAUGUCCUGAUAUGAUAUACACUAAAAUCUUUUUUUCAGGGGUGAAAAAAUGACCUCUGAAGGCAAUUUAAGUUUUUUUUUUUCUGCAAAACCUUAAGUGUAAUACAACUAGUUGAAUCCUUGUGUGCAUUGUUGUUGUUUUUUUCUCCCCUGGCUAUUUAUUUAUUUGAAAGCUAACUCUCUUCCAGCUGUAGGACUGAAUGCAGCCUCGACUCACCACGCGAGCGGCACUACAUCAUUUACUUCCCUCGUCCAGUGUGCGCUGUAGAAGUUUAUAUAGGCAGCUUGGCAUGCUUUGCACUCUGGAGAACCGUCUCACAGCCAUUUGCCAGAUAUCAGGGAUUUCGUUACAAAUCAUCUGCCUAACACCUCUGACUAAAAUUUUAGCCUUAACCCUCAUUUUGUAUGUAUCUGUAUAUAUCAAUAGAGAGGCAGACGGAACGUGUCGUGAACUGUAAAUUUGCUAUCAGGGCUGUUCCCCCCCCCCCCCCCGGAGUGGGUGAUUCGUCAGAAGAUGAGGAAACCUGCUUAAAUGUUAUCAAUAUUUUUGUUU